AUGAACUCACAAGGCCCCAGUGAGGUGUCGCCGGAGACAAUGCAGGCGCGCAUUCAGCAGGCGCGUCGCGAAGCAGAGACUCUCAAGGACAGGAUCAAGAGAAAGAAGGAUGAGCUCGCCGACACCACCUUACGCGCCGUCGCUCAACAGGCUCAUGAGCCAAUCCCUAAGAACCAGCUGAUGAAGGCCAAGCGGACGCUCAAGGGUCACUUGGCCAAGAUUUACGCCAUGCAUUGGUCAACAGACCGAAGACACCUCGUCUCUGCAUCUCAGGACGGCAAGCUCAUCAUCUGGGACGCCUACACCACCAACAAAGUCCACGCCAUCCCUCUCCGGUCAUCCUGGGUCAUGACCUGCGCCUACGCUCCCAGCGGCAAUUUCGUUGCUUGCGGUGGUCUCGACAAUAUUUGCUCAAUUUACAACCUGAACCAGCAGCGCGAUGGUCCCACGCGUGUCGCUAGGGAACUUUCGGGGCACGCAGGAUACCUCUCUUGCUGCCGCUUCAUUAAUGACCGCAGCAUCCUCACCUCCUCCGGUGAUAUGACCUGCAUGCGGUGGGAUAUCGAGACGGGCCAGAAGGUGACCGAGUUCGCCGACCACCUGGGAGACGUCAUGAGCAUCAGCCUGAACCCCACGAACCAAAACACAUUCAUCUCCGGCGCCUGUGACGCUUUCGCCAAGAUGUGGGAUAUCCGUGCUGGAAAGGCCGUUCAGACAUUUGCCGGUCACGAAUCGGAUAUCAAUGCCAUCCAAUUCUUCCCUGAUGGACACUCUUUCGUCACAGGAUCCGACGACGCCACAUGCCGUCUGUUCGAUAUCCGUGCUGAUCGCGAGCUUAACCUCUAUGGCUCUGAGUCUAUUCUAUGCGGCAUCACAUCCGUCGCUACCUCCGUAUCAGGCCGUCUAUUGUUCGCCGGUUACGACGAUUUUGAGUGCAAGGUUUGGGACGUGACUCGUGGUGAGAAGGUUGGCUCUCUCGUUGGACACGACAACCGCGUGAGCUGCUUGGGGGUCAGCAACGACGGCAUCAGCCUGUGCACAGGUUCCUGGGAUUCACUGCUGAAAAUCUGGGCGUACUAA
This is a messenger RNA of Clonostachys rhizophaga, 1080 nucleotides long. The record is from the annotation of a GenBank genome assembly. Lineage: Eukaryota; Fungi; Ascomycota; Sordariomycetes; Hypocreales; Bionectriaceae.